This is a messenger RNA of Ahaetulla prasina, 12452 nucleotides long. RefSeq names its product GDNF family receptor alpha 1 (gene GFRA1). Gene Ontology annotation, cellular component: external side of plasma membrane; signaling receptor complex. Gene Ontology annotation, molecular function: signaling receptor activity. The coding region runs from base 924 to 2339 and encodes 471 amino acids. The transcript is spliced from 9 exons. The record is from RefSeq and is a predicted model, not a curated record. Gene Ontology annotation, biological process: nervous system development. NCBI's taxonomy places the organism in Eukaryota, Metazoa, Chordata, Lepidosauria, Squamata, Colubridae.
AACGAGAGCGGUUUGUCUUGUGCGCAAGAGCUGCACCUGCUGGAGCGCUUUCUCCGGCGAGAUCAAGAGCCCCGUCCGUUGCGCGUGUCUCUACGUCCAAUAGAGGGGGCGACUGGAGCGCAUCGAGAAACGCCGGCGGCGCUACAAAAAGGCUUCUUCUUUUCUUUUUUUUUGCUCCGGAGGCUUCGGUGGGGCUGGCCGCCUUUCUAGUGCCUUUCUCCGAUAAUCAAGCUCGGACCCAGCCAAUUGGGCGCAGACCCUGAAAGGCUGCAGGUUCGGGGAGGUGAAAAAGUCCCUUCAGAGAAAGCAGAGGGACCCCUUGGGCUAACUCGGGGGUCGCCCGCAGACUUGGAGGCGGCGGUAAAGGAGACCAGCGGCAGGCUGUCGGACGGCAGCGGGACUGGGAAACCAACCUUUGGAUCGCUGUUCUUUUUCUCCCCCUCCCCCUCCGCUUUCUUGGAGGUCCUACUGAGUGGAGACGUUGCCGCCCCCCCCCGCCCCCCGAAAAAGAGGCUGGGGAAGCUCCAUCUCCGAAUUGCGCUCCCGCGCUUGAAGUGGGAAAGGCUGGCUGUCCUCCCCUUUCGCUUUUAUUGAGAAAUCGACCCUUCUGUUUUCCGGGAUCCUGGGAUGUAAGCUCCUCCAUGUGAGAAAAUCUUCGCCUUUCGCUUCGCCUCCCCCUCCUUUUGCAGAGCAGCUGCUCUUGCUUUUGCUCCCGGUGGACGGAAGAGAGAGAGAGAGGAGAGGGUGGGGAUUUCUUUCUUUCUUUCUUUCUUUUUCUCUCUCCCCCUCUCCCUUGUAAAUUCAAUGGAUAUGAACUUGGUGGCUUUGGAACCUUGCUGGCUUGGAAUAUCUUAGGUGCUGAGAUCGCCUUCUGGAGCGGCGGAAACAAGUUCGUUGGAGAGAAGGAUUUGUCGAGGAGCAAGAUGCCUCUGGCUACCUUCUACUUGGUGUUGCCCUUAAUGGAAGUGCUCUUCUCGGCUGAAGUGAGUGGGCUGCUUGGAGGAGACCAUCUGGAUUGUGUGAAAGCCAGUGACCAGUGUCUCAGGGAGCAGAGCUGCAGCACUAAAUACAGGACACUGAGGCAGUGUGUAGCUGGCAAAGAGAGCAACUUCAGCCGGGCAGCAGGCCUGGAGGCAAAGGACGAGUGCAAAAGCGCCAUGGAGGCUCUCAAGCAGAAAUCCCUCUAUAAUUGCCGCUGCAAAAGAGGCAUGAAAAAGGAGAAAAACUGUCUGCGUAUUUACUGGAGCAUGUACCAAAGCUUACAGGGAAAUGAUUUGCUUGAAGAAUCACCUUACGAACCAGUGAACAGCAGGUUAACGGACAUAUUCAGACUAGCACCAAUUGUAUCAGCGGAGCCUGUCAUUUCAAAAGGGAACAACUGUCUGGAUGCUGCAAAAGCCUGUAACUUGAAUGAUACCUGCAAGAAAUAUCGAUCGGCGUACAUAACACCCUGUACCUACAGUGUGUCUAAUGAAAUCUGCAACAAGCGGAAAUGUCACAAGGCCCUAAGGCAGUUUUUUGACAAAGUUCCCCCCAAGCAUAGUUAUGGAAUGCUCUUCUGUUCCUGCCGAGAUAUUGCAUGUACAGAAAGAAGACGACAGACUAUUGUUCCUGCGUGUUCUUAUGAGGACAGAGAGAAACCAAACUGCCUGAAUUUACAAGAUACUUGCAAGACGAAUUACAUCUGCAGAUCUCGUCUUGCAGACUUUUUCACAAACUGCCAGCCUGAGUCACGGUCUGUUAGUAGCUGCCUGAAAGAAAACUAUGCUGACUGCCUCCUUGCUUACUCAGGGCUUAUUGGUACAGUUAUGACACCAAAUUAUUUAAAUUAUAAUAAUCUCAGCGUUGCACCUUGGUGUGAUUGUGGCAGCAGUGGCAAUGACAUAGAAGAAUGUCUGAAAUUUCUGAAUUUCUUCCAGGAUAAUUCAUGCCUUAAAAGUGCAAUUCAGGCUUUUGGCAAUGGUACAGAUGUGAAUGUGUGGCAACCAUUCCUACCUGUCCAAACCACCACAGCUUUAAGUACAACAGCAUACAGAUCAAAGACCUAUGACUCUGAGAAUUCCAACAAUGAAAUACCUACUAAUAAUGAUUUGCCAGCCUGUGCCAACAUCAAGGGACCGAAGCAGAGUUUCAAUGAAUCUAUCAUAACAGAACCCUGUGUGACUGGGAAUGCAAUUGGGAAGGAAAGUGUGGCAGGAGGCUCCACCAGUCACAUAUCUUCUGAUCAUUCGUCUUCUCUCCGUGUAAGCGUCAGGUCAAGCAUACUUCUUUUGCUGUUGGUGAUUGCAUUCUCAUUCUGUUGGUGCCCACUUUCAGAAGAAACCUUGUCUCUGCUUUAACAAAAGGACCCAUAAAAAGAAAGGAAAAGAAAAGAAAAAGAAAUUGAUCUGUCUAUCCUCUAUCCUCCUCUGUUGUUGAUCGAAAAUUACAGUUCUAGGAAUUAAGUUGAAAUGCUCCGCUAAAAAAUAGGACUGGAUCAAUGUUGUUGUCAUUAUCAUCAUAUUAUCAUUACUAUUCUUUUCUAUUUUCAAGAAAAGGUUCUUAGAAGCUUUGCAUAUACUAGAUGCGACACCCACAUUCCAAACAGAGUAGAGUUUUGAACAGGCAGUGUUUGAAAAAAGACGAAUAAUUUGCAUGUAAACCAUUCAAGGUUUAUUCUUUAAUCUCUUCCUCAUUCCCCCCCCCCCAUUUUAACCUGGACCAAGAAAAAAUAAAUCAGACUCUUAAAAGUUCUAAUUUUUUGUAUUUGUCACCCACGAAUUUUUCCUUUGCCAAAUCCAUUAAAAUGAAUGGGAUCUACUGUACACCAUCAUAUGGUGAUUGUAGGUUCAAUUAUUUCAAUGUUACCCAGAUAGAAUCUGGGGACAAACCGUGGUUUCCAACAACGUGGAAACUUUGCCAGAAUGGUUAAUAAUUUAAUGGUAUGUUUAUUUCCGAUAGAUUGGGACCCAGUUUAGAAUGUUUGAAAUGUAUGUAUUGAAAGCCUAGAUACUGGAUGGACUGCAUUACAAGAUUUUUUUCAUUGCUCCCUUUGUAGAUAAGAGGCUGUAGAGCAGGCAAAGAAAACCCUGCAUAAAAUGCCUCUUAGCAGAUUUGGGUCUUUUAAAUUGAAAACAGUAAGUUAAAAAUAUUUUGAGGUGAUUGUGGAUCAGGCUUUUGACAUGCUAUGAACGUCUUCCUGAAAGUUUUUUUUAUAUUUAACUUAUUCAUGUUUGGCUACCAGUAUUUUGCUGUUUUAGCAUUCUCUUCUAUGUUUGUAUAUGUAUGUAGUUUUGCAGUCUAAAAUGAGAAGCCAUUGUAAAUCAUAGCAGUAUAAUACACAUAUUUUCUUCAAAACUUCUGCAGAAAUAUAAAAUAAUACUUAACUUUCUAAUGCUAUUUUUAUUUUUGUGGUUAUGCUAAUUCAGCCUUAAGAAAGGUAUUUUAAAAACUACAUUAUGAAGAACCAACUGUUGUGAAUAUUGCAGUAAUGCAAAAUGUGUUUAUCUUUCUGAGGAUAUAUUUUAAAAAAAAUAGAAACUUGCUUUUGUUAAAGAAUUUCAACUUUAGCAUUGUUGAUCUUCUUUCUGUAAUUAUAAAGUUUAAUUAUUUAACUGGUGAAUGAGUAAAAAGUAUUGAAUUUUGAUUAUUUUAAAAAAAUACCAUAUCUAUUAAUAUUUACUCUUAGAUAAAGAUAAGUAUACUUGUUUGCUUUUAAUUUCUUGACCCAAUACAGAAAACCGUAAGCACAGGCAGAAGGCUGUAACAUGUUUCCAUAUUUUCAGAGAUGCAUCCAAUAAAGAUGUGAACACAUAGCAUUCAACAGAUCAUAAUAGUUUCCUGUAUGUGAAAUUUCCUAUCCACUUAUUUUUGAGCAUGGAAAUAUAUCAGUUUUGGUAAGCAUUUAAUCCUCUGGACAGGGGUAGGUGCACCUUGUACUGGAACCAGUAAAAUACUAGAGAUUGAAUUCAAUACACUUGUUGCUAAACCAGUUUUAAGAAUUGAUCAAUGCUGUCUAAAAUCCCAAUAAUACUGAUCCAGAUGUUCUCUUUCCAGGUAGGCACUAUUCGCAUACACAAUAACACACAUUCUCCAUAACCAAGUAUUAUUUCAUGUGGAAAAAUUAUUCCCAACUUGGUAUAUUUUUUUUAAAAUAUGUACCAAUUUCCAAUUGAAAUGUAUGUGACCAUGGCAAUAUAUAACUUUAUGUAUGCCAUGUUCAUGUAUGUAUUGAAAAAUGGGGCUUCUUGUGGUUCUUUCUGACAUUUGUUGAAGGCAUUCCAUAUUAUGUUAAAUCAUUUUCUCUUGUUUAACACAAUCAGAUGAUGUCAUAAUUUGAAAUCAACAGAUAGACAAGGAUAGAAUAGACCUGCUUCCAUUAUCUUGCACAAUGUAUGGCAGUAAAGUCUGAUGCCAUAGAUGCAAAAAUACAAUCAGAAUUAUCAAUUGUUUGCAUCUAAAUGAUAUAAUUUGAAUUGUACAGUGCUAUGUAGUUGCAACCUAGUCUCCCUUUUUCUUUUUUCUUUUCAAUUUAAAUUGGUGAGAAAUGGGAAGUAAGAUCAGAAUCUUUAUUUACUUUAAAGGGUUCUAUCUGAAAUAGCACUUUUGAUCCAAUUAUUUUGAGCUUUGGUCUUGUCCCUGGUUGAUCUGUCAAAGAUAAAAGGAUUUUAUUCGAAUUCUAAAAUAAAGUACUCAAACUUCAGGUAUCAAAUAGGAACAACUUGUUUUAAUAAACUGUGAUGGCCUGGCAGCUUUUAGUGGCUAUUGAGCAGUAAUGCUUAGCUCUCUUAUUUAAUGAAGACUGGCAGAAGUCUAGUAAGACAAAAUCCAUUAUUUAAAUUUAAUUCCAAAGAAUUAUAGAAUGUAAAGAUUGGAAGGGAUUUUUAAACCCAACUCCCACCCAAUACAGGGAAACACUACUGUAGCAUUAUUACACAGAGUUAUCCAGCCUCUCUUUAAAUGUCUUCAGCAAAGGAAAACUUCUCAAGAUAGUCUGUUCUAUUCUUGAAGAGUUCAUACCACUGGGAAACGUUUACUGAUGUCCAGUUAAAAUCUAGUUCCUUGUACUUUAAGUCCAUUGUCCUGUUUUAUGAAAAGUUAUGCCCUGCCCUGUUUUCUACCCAAAAAGCCUUAAUAUAUAUAUGAAGACAGCUAACUAUACUUCUUUUCCAGGCUAAACAUUCCCAUUGCAUCCAAACUUUUCUCAUAAGUUUUUUCCUUCACUAAGAUCUUGGUUGCUCUGCUUUGGAUAUGCAUCAGUUUAAUGUCCUAAAAUAUGGUGCUUGAAAUGGGUGCCUGAUGUUUAUGUAGUAUUGACAUUCCAGUUUUCUCCAAAUAUUUUUUUUCUCCUUACAUUUCUUUCCACUGUUAGCUCCUGGUCAUUUUGUGAUCUAAAUGACAUACAUAUGCUUUUUGCAUACAGUUCUAUCCAGUACAGUUCACAUCUUGUCCGUCUGAUUUUUCCUACCCAAAUAUACUACUACUUAUUGUUUCUGGGUUUUUUUUCUGUGCAAUAUUCUCAUUUUUAUAGAUCCUUCUGAAUUCUAAUUUUAUAUUUAAAAGGUUUGAUAUCCUCCUGUGUAUGUGCAUAGCAUAUCUGUACUAUGAUUGAAUUUAUGAAUUCCUUGUUAUAUUUACAGUUUAAUUUUACUGCAUAGGCAAGUUAAGAUUAUGCAGAGGUGAGCAUCCUAUCAUUAUGAUGUGAUUAUUAUUUUUUUCUUGUUCUUAAGAAAUUUCCCAGCUGUUCCAAGCCAACAUUUUUUUCAAAAGACAUGAUUUUUCAUUGUGAGAUUCAAAUAAAGAUUUUUUUUAAUGAACAAGGUCUAAGUCAAAGGUUUAAAUUUGGUUAUUAGAAUCUUUAACAUUUUAUAAGACUUUGUAUUAUUUAAGUAGCACUAAAUAUAUAAAUGGUUUUUAUCUACUGUGUAAAAAUUACAGGAGUUCUAAUCAAAACCUGAGAAUUAUUUUCUACUUAAGUGUGCAUCCAGAAACCCACCUUAUCCAUUAAUUAACAAUCCGCAUAUGUGUCAUUUUUUAAUAUAAAGUUCAGGGAAUGUUAGACUAAUAUCAUGUUUCCCCAAAAAUAAGACCCUGUCUUAUAUUCUUUUGAAUCCUGAAAUAAGCACUUGGCCUUAUUGCCAUGCCCUCAAAAGCCCAAUUGGGCUUAUUACCAGGGGAUGUCUUACUUUGGGGAAAACAGGGUAUAGAUUACUAAUUUUAACCCUUUUGUUCCCUACAAUUCUUAAUUUGGACAAAAUCAAAUCAGGUUUAGGUUUGUCAUUAACAUUACCAAAGACAUGAAAUAAAUAGUAACUUUUAAAAAUUAAUUUGUAGGAUAGGUAUGAAAGGCCCAAUCCAGAUCAGAGGCCUCUAUUAAGUGCUAAUGUGGAUCAGAUCCUCAUUAUGCUUUGUAUGUAGAGGAAUAAAUUUAAAAAGAGCUGCUUUUACUUAGACCAAAGAAUUGGUUCAGGUAUUUCUCUUUGGAGAAAGAAAGAUGGAAGGAAGGAAGGAAGGAAGGAAGGAAGGUAGGAACGAAGGAAAAAAGGGAAAGAAAAAAGAAAAGAAAGAGAAAGAAAAGAAAAAAGAAAGAAAACCACUUGGAAAUAAACAUGUAUUGAAUGAUGUAAAAGUUCAGCUGUAAUAAUUAUCAUCUUGAAUACAACCAAUCCAGCUUUCUUCUUUUAAAAAAUGACUUCUAUUAGAGUCAACAACGCUUAACAGAAAAAUGGCAGAUGGAGUGUUUAUGCACUCUCCAUUGUGCAUCCUGGACCUACUUUCUCCAUAUUUUGGAUCUUGGCCAAUAUUUAUAUUGCUUGUUUUACUUGUGUGAUUCUCUGUAAUUCAAAUUGAAGACUAUUGAUCUCAUGUUUUAAUUGGCCUUUGAUUUUAAAAGCAUCAUAAAAUUCUUAAGUAGUUGUUUCCCUAAUAAAUCCCUAUGUAUUAAAAUCAAAUAUAGGAGUUGCUAGGUGUCAGGCAGCAUAUAAAUUUAAUAAAUUAUUAUUUUUCAGAAACAGUCUCUUACAUCAAACCUUGUAAAUUUAUAUUAUUUCUAUUUCCUUCAGUACUGAUGCUUAGCAGUUUUCUACAGUAUAUGUAUGCUCAGGCAUACUAUUACAUUCAGUGGGGCUUAUUCUCAUGUAACUGGAGAUAGGACUGCAUCUUAAAUUGCUAGUAAAACAAGCAAACAGAAAAAAAGAUUAGGUUUUAAGCUAUUAUCUUUGGAUAAAUACAGAGCUUUUUUAAAAGAAAAUAAUAUGGCAUUGACAAUGUCACUUAGAGCAUUGACUUUGUCAACAGAAUCACUAGUCUGAAGUAAGUUGUUUUUCUGAUGUUUCUUUGCCCAUUUCUGCCUACUCCAACUGCAUGUUAAGUGCUAGGCAAUCCAAAUAAUUUUUUUCCUUGAGUUCUCAUUGUGCAGCAUGAAUUUCCAGAUCUUAAGUUACUGUGAAGUUAGGAUAUGUCAUAAAUCUCCCCUUUCAUCACAAAAUCCCAUUUUGUGGAAGGGGAACGCAACAGCAGAUUCCUCACUUCAAAUAUCUAAAGCUCUACAUCUUAAAAGAUCUUGGUUAUUUUUUCAGCCAGUUCCGAAAUAGAAUACAUCAAAUUCAUCCAAAAACUUGAAAUAUAUUUCUUUACUUUACAAUGCCUCACAUCUUAGCUAUUUCCUAUUACCUGUUCUGAAUAUAGGGCAAUUUUAGGGCAAGCAAUUUUAAACAAUGUAGUAUGUAGAUGCUCAGGGAUCUGUUUUUAAAGGGCAAGAUCCUACUCAGAAUAUAUGUGGGAAUGCCUUGAAUCCAGUAUGUUUUUUCCAGAGAUCAUUGACAGGGAGCUCAGAAAAGGGUAUGGUUACCGUAGGUCUUUUCAGGGGCUGCUCUCUGUGUGUUUAUGCUGCAUUUAUGUUUUGCCCUUCAAAACUGGUUUUCUGUACAACCCUAUUAGUUAGUUUCUGAUAAAACUGGAGUCUAGCUUUCAGCAAUCAUUAUCUUCCCUCUUGCAUUAUGCAUUUCUCAGAUUCCAAGCAACAUAUUCCAGCCCUCCAUUUUCUAUAACAUCACCUCAAAUAAAUUUGCUUGUGAUGAACGUGGCAGAAAAUUAAUCCAGCUGACUGUGAAGGAUUUCUCAUCUUUAAAUAUUUGCUUUCACUUACCAGCUCGCUUCCUUCUAGGACAUUUCAAUUAGUGGCCAUUCAAAUACUUCUGACUUCAGAAGGUCAUUUUUGUUUUGUUCUUAACUGGAUUUGGCCUCUUUAAAAUCACUACUGUAUUUUUUCCCCUCUCAUUUCCAACCUAUUUAUUGGUUUUUAUGCAACAAGAAUUUAAUCUUGCUCUAACCUAUUAAAAUAUUAUUAAAGCUUCCCUGAUCAAGGCUGUUCUUUGUUUGCCUGAAAAAAAAGUUAUUUACUAUUUUACUUUAUCCCAGGUUGAUCAUCUGAAAUCAAAGUCUAGAUUUAUAAUGAGAAAUAUUUUUUGUAAUACAUAAAGUAGGUUUUUGUUAGAAUCCUGAUUACAAUAUAAUAAUUAGAUCAACCCAGUCUAUGUUUCAGAAAAUGAUUGUCCAAUGGAAAAAGAAAUCUAUGAAAGCAUUUUUUUUCCACUAUUCAGAAUUUGUAGGUCUUUUAUAUCUUUUCUUUUGUAUUUCCGGAUACAAUUGGCAUUUGGAUCUUUGCCUGAUAUAACUAAGGUUUUACCCUUUUUAAACAUUGAUUCAAAUAGAAGAGAGAAGUAAUUAUUUUGAAAUUUUAUAAAUCUCCUGCUCUUUUCUUCCCAAAAGAUUUUUGUGACUAUAGCAGCUGAAACCUCUAUCUUUCCUCUGUGGGAGGCCAAUAGAAAAGGUGGCUUUUUGUCAUGCAACCAUUUAGAAUUAUAUAUUGCCUCAAAAUAGCAGCCAAAUUUCAAUGAGUACAAAUGGGAUUUUUUUUCCCUAUCCAGCUUUGCCUUAUUUUAAUGGCUUUAAGUAACUGCAUUACCCCUUUGUUACUGCUUCCUAAUCUGUCAAAUAGGGAAUUUCCUCUGUCCUGAUGAAAAAUUGGAUCAUGUACUUAUGUAUGAUUGGUUUCUUAAAACCCUUCCCACCCUGAAGGACAGCCUAAUUUCCUUUCUUGAUGAUGAUGGAUCUAUGUACUACCUUAAACUUCCACUGAAAAUCUUUAAUCAAGGUGCAUCCUGAAGAAGUGAUUUGAUGAUGAAGGAUAUCCAAAGCUUGUGGGUAUUUCUUUCUAUUAUUUCUUUCUAUUAGGCUGACAGAUGUCGGCAAUUACUAUUGUCUGUGCAAUACACCUGUUUUAGCAAUAAUUGUGGUUUUGCCUGUAAUGAUGAGGUUCAGGAUUUUUCUUUCACAAAGUACAGGACCAGGGGGAAACAAAUAUUGGUUCACAGGGACUGUGCCACUCCAAUUUCCAUCCAGUAGCAGUAAAUCAAAUGUUGGAGGCAAUGAUCUGUUUAAAAAACAUUGUGCAUUUAUGGAAUAUAAGGCAAGGGAGACUGUAUAUCGAACAGAUGAUUGAAACUGAAUGAGUGUAUCUCUACAUAGCUAGAUAAUGAGUAACAAUAAUUCUGUGUAGUGCAAUUGGGGACAACAUUCAUUGUGACUCUUCAGUCACAUUCCAAUAUAUAUGUAUUUAGGACUGAAGAUCCAAUAUAAUGGUAUUGGUUGUAAUUUCACACAAAUAUACCUCGAAGUCUAGCUGAAUGUAGUUAGAACGUAGGGCAUUCUCCUCCAUUUUAAGUUAGAAUUGGAAUCUAAUCUAUAAUUAGAUUCUGAUUAUUGAUGAAAUACAAGUAAUCUUCGGAUAAUAGAAACAGGCCAUUCUCUUAUAAUUUGAUUUUUCUGCAUUUUAGUAUGCAGACCAUUCACCCACACAAGUAUGUCACUAUCCUUUUCUGCUUGCUCAAACAUGGCAGCCACCAUUUUUCAUUUACCUAAGCCAUAGGUUAUGUAACCUAGGAACCACUUAUAGCAAAUUUUCUAUAUCAGGAAAGGAAUAAACCACAAUAGAAGCAUCUUCUCAUUUUUCCUUGUCUUCCUCAUGCUUAUGAGUUUCCCACUGCACCUGAUGAAUUAAAUGGGCAGAAAGGUCGGCAGUUCGGUGGUUCAAACCCCUAGUAUAGGUCUCCUGCAUGAGCAGGGGGUUGGACUAGAUGACCUCCAUGGUCCCUUCCAACUCUGUUACUAUUAAACUUGAUCUAACACAGCAGUUACUAUUAAACUUGAUCUUACACUGUAUGCUUCUAUUUUAAGAUGAUUCUCUUGGACUUUUUUCCAUUUAAAAAUUCCAAUAUCCAAACAAUUCAUACAUUUCAAACACAGUGACUAAUUAAAAAGAAAAAGCAACAGAUCAAACAGAUUUCUACACUAAAUGUAGAUGCAUGAAAGGGUGAGUAGUAGGAGAAAAUUGUAUCUAGUGUACAGAUAGUAAGUUCUUUCAGCUUUGACUAAUUUCCUAUGUGUGUUGUGGAAAUCAGUUGGUUCUGAUUCUAAUGAUGUUUUCAGACAAAAGCUUGUAGUGCUGUCAAAUAGUCUCAUCCAACUAUUCCAAUUUCCCUACUGUGAUAAACAAAAAGUGGGUGAUGUAUUCCAAAACAUGAGUAGGGUAUAUUACAUGCAGAGCUAUGACGUCUUAGUAAAAUUCCAUAGGCAAAGCACAGCAAGCCAAAUUACAUUUCUUCUUGGAAAUAUCUUUGAUGUUCUUGUUCCAGGAUUCAAAAAUUUUAUCAGAAUAGAAGUCUUUACCUAUUUUGUCUGUUGAAUGAGUUGCAUACACAUUAUUUUACUUAAAUAUUCAAGACUGUUCAGAUGGUCAGCCCAUAACACUCCCAAGAGUCAAAGCAACAUUAAUCCAGAGAUCCAGAUUCAAAGGGUAAAAUACAUUAGAGCAGGGGUCUCCAACCUUGGCAACUUGAAGCCUGGCAGACUUCAACUCCCAGAAUUCCCCAGCCAGCUUUGCUGGGAGUUGAAGUCCUCCAGGCUUCAAGUUGCCAAGGUUGGAGACCCCUGCGUUAGAGUAUGUAUGAGCACUGUCAUGAGCACUUAAACCAAACAUGCAUUUUCUUGGGCUCACAUGGCAGCUGCAGCUGUUAUACCUCUAAAUUGUAUGAUAUUGUUUACAUCAUAUGUACAAAUAGUCCCACAAGAAGCCUAAUUCAUCUGUACAGAAUACUGCAAUAUUUAAGAGUAGAUUUGUUUACCAAUGAAGUUACAUUUUCAUCUAGGAUAUUGAAAUAAGUGACUUUCCCCAUAUCAAAAAUAAUUGUCUAAAUGUUAUGCUUUGUCUAAGCUAUAUGUAAAAAGAAUGGCAAAAAAUAAUAAAAUAUUCAAUUUCUAAACUACUCUUCACAAAUGUUUCUGUUUUCAGUGUUUGAGGAUCAGACAGAAGGUAAAAAAAGUGUAUGAUUGUUACUUUUUUCUCAGUGGAACAACAUUCUGAUUUUUUACAUUUUUCCUUUAAUAUUUGUACACCUGUCUAUGAAGAUAGGGACUACAAGAUUUUUUGUGAAUUAACAUUCCUGCCUUACUAGACAGAGAGUCUUCUAGUAAUCUGUAUAUUCUUUUUUUUUCUUUUCCACCCUUACAAUAUUGCUCAGACUGAGGCCCAAAUGCCUUCAGAGAUUUCCUAGAAGAUCUAAGAAAGCACUGGCUGUCUAAUGGGAUUUCUUUGAAACUAUAUGCCUCAAGUAAUAAUGAAAGUAUUAGUUUUGGUUAAUCUUACUCAAGUUGGGGAAAGGGCCUGUUUCCUUUGCCCAGGAAUAUAUAAACAUUUGUGUUAUUUUUGUAUAAUUCAAGUUGUCAUGAACUGUCACAGAAAAUAUAAUACAUAGUUUGUAUUAAAUAACACUAUAUUCUAUUAAACUAUUAUAGGGAUUAUUUGGAGUAAGGAAUAAAAUCAAAGAUAGCUUUUGAAAAUACAUGAAAAUACACUGUGAAUAACCUCUAGAAUAAGGGCAUUUUUUCUAGGUAUGGUUUGAAAGACAAAUUUGUCUUAGUUUCCAGUUGAAGGCAGUCUACAAGUGCAUCUUUUACUAUUCUGAUGUAAGUUAUAAAUAUGUUGUCUUACAAAAAUCUGUGCUCUCCCUUCUCGCAGUUCAAAAUGUGUCAGGUAUUUCAAUUGUUCUGCUGGGUACAAAGGUGUCUGCGGAUACGGUUAAAAAAAAGCCAAAACGGUGACAAUACCAAUGUGAGUCUUCAGUCACAUCGGCAUGGCAGCCAGAUUGACUUUUUUGGCUAUAUCCUGUGGGCUCCUUUGGCUGGGUACAUUGUUGUUAAGGAACAAAUACAGUAGUACAUUGACUGUUCACACUGACAUUAACAAGACUUGAAGUAAGGACUUGGAUAGUCCAAAUUUUGGAAGUGCUUUUGUGAUGUUUGAUUUUCUUUUCCUGUUGGCAUAAUGCUUGUAACGCUAUAAAAAAAUGUACAUAUCUGAAAGAAGGAAAAGCCACCAAAUUUUCUUUUUUUAUUAAAAAUUAUACUAAGAAUUA